Pseudomyrmex gracilis is the source of this 2377-nucleotide messenger RNA. RefSeq names its product mitotic spindle assembly checkpoint protein MAD1-like (gene Mad1). Gene Ontology annotation, biological process: attachment of mitotic spindle microtubules to kinetochore; mitotic spindle assembly checkpoint signaling. The record is from RefSeq and is a predicted model, not a curated record. Bases 146 to 2179 code for a protein of 677 amino acids. The transcript has 7 exons. Lineage: Eukaryota; Metazoa; Arthropoda; Insecta; Hymenoptera; Formicidae. Gene Ontology annotation, cellular component: nuclear envelope; mitotic spindle; kinetochore.
GUGGUCAAGAUAUGGUGUUUUGGUAUUAAUGGCUCGCUAAUCGUGACAAGUUGCGACGUCAAGGAAUAGGAAAUAAACAUUAAAAACUCUUAUAUUUGUAAUCACAUUAUAUUGCGCGUGGAUAAAUAUAAGUUUGUGCCUGAAGAUGUCUGACGAAGAUCCAACAAGCGUCAUUAAUAUGAUAGAAGAUUUACGUUCCGGAGUAGGAUCUUACCGUAAAAGUACUGGAGUUCCAGUGCGAUUAUCAGGAACUGGUUAUAUACCUACGAAGUUCAAUGAAAGCAAUGACAGCAUUAUUUCUCCAAAACGUCCAAGACUAGAUGAUUCUGAUACACCUACACUUAAUAAAACGCAGUCUGAAUCUGCUCCAGGUAGUCCAUGGGAAUGGCGACGUCUAAAAGGAGAGGUCAUAUCACUUAAGACUAGAUUAACUCAUCAAGAAGCAACGGUGCAACAGCUGCACAACAUACGCAGACAAAUGGAAGAAAUCUUUUCAAAUGAAAAAGGUGUCUUGCAAGUACAGUUGCAAGAGAAUAAACAAACCAUUCAACAGUUAGAAGUCAGACUUGAUGUUGCAAGACGAACUGUCCAGGAUUUAAAAGAGGCACAGGUUACUGCUGAGAAAGAAUGGUUCCAGGAAAGAAAUAAUUUAGAAAAAAAGAUAGCAACACUGAUGGACGAAAAUGCAAAAUUGUCAGAGAAUCUCAGGAAUAGCUCUGUAAAAGAAACUUCUCCUGUUCCUAAAGAUCCUUCUACUGAUCCAAAUGAAUUACAAUUGAAAUUGGAAAUGAUGGAGACUAAAACAGCAAAGUUGGAAGAGAGACUGAAGGACUAUUUCAAAGUGCAGCAGGAUUACGAAUUGCAGAACGUAGAAUUACAGAAUAUGAAACAUAAGCUAGACAAGCUUGAGUCAGAAAGAGCACUAUGGGAGGAGGGAAAGUUGAUGGUGGGAAGAGCUGCAAGAGCGAACGAUCUCGAAAAGGAAUUAAACAUGGCUAAAAAAACUAUUGCAGUGCUAAGAGAAUCGGUCAAGGAGAAAUUACUCUUAGAAGAACAAAUGAGCAAUAUGACUAAAAGACUAGAACAUACUGAAAAAGUAGAACAACAAGUAGCGAUGUUGGAGGCGAAACAAUCCGAGCUUAUGCUUCGUUUGCAAGAAUAUGAGACAAUUGGUAUUAUUGGCGGACCCACAGCAUUGAAGCGAGAGUUGAAUAGACUUCAGCAAGCUGAGCUGGACUUGAAAUCGGAAGAAGGUCAGCUCAGAUCGAGAUUGGACGCAGCUCUACGAGAAUCGCAGAAUCUAUCAAAGAAUUACGAGGAUGCAAAGAGAUUGGCUUCCGAUGUAACAUCAUCAAAGGAAAGAUUGAACAAGCUUGUAAGCAGACUUCAGAAGAAGAUGAUUCUUGUUACGAGGGAAAGAGACAGUUACAGACAGCAAUUGGAUCUAUACGAAAGAGAGAUAACAGUAGACGGCAACAACGCGAUAAACGAAAGAAUACCUGCUCUAGAACGCGCUAUAGAUGGAUACAGAGAGCUAAUCAGCAAAUUGGAAGCGGAUCUUCAAGCAGCCGAUGCUGAUACUCAGAGGAAUGAGAACAAUAAGUUAAGGGAGCAGAUUGAACAAUUGAAAGGCGAGCUCGAACAUCGAGCAUUAAAAGGUGAUUUCAACUGCAACGCACGGGUGUUACAUCUUGUGAUGAAUCCCACAGCAAUAGCAGAAAAACAAGCUGAGGAAAAACAAUUGGCAUUACUGCGAGAAGUGGAAGAACUCAGAGCGAAGAUGACGUCGGGAAAUUACGGCGCAACCACGUCAUCGUUACACGCGCAAGAAAUCACGGAGUUGAAGCAAUCGCACGAGUUAAAGAUAACGCGUUUAAAGGAGGCUUUCAAAGCGUCGUCGCAAGAAUACAGACAAGCGUGUUAUCAGUUGUUUGGCUGGAGGGUCGAUCGAACGAAGGAAGGUUGCUACAAGCUGUCUAGCCAAUAUGCGGAAUCGCCAAAUGAUUUUCUUUUCUUUCAUGUUGGAGAGGCUGUGGAUUUGUUAGAAACCACUUUUUCCGCGACUCUGGGCAAUUUGAUCGAGCAAUACUUGGAGAAACAGCACAGUGUUCCCAUGUUUCUCAAUGCCGUACAGUACGAGCUUUUCAGUCAACAAACUGUAACAAAUGUUAUAACAUAAUAUUCUACUUUCAAAUCUCUGGUAUUGUUAUUUGUAAGUUCUACCGAAGUUCAAAUAUACAAUAUACAAUUUUUGAUUUUUCAUAUUUUUUCAUAUUUGAACCAAUAAACUAUCUUUUUGCGUAUGUAAAAACUUGCGUAUGUGUUGCUACUAACAAGUAUGUGUCAAUAAAAUAUAGACACAACCUACAUAAAUCUA